Coprinopsis cinerea okayama7#130 is the source of this 1221-nucleotide messenger RNA. RefSeq names its product phosphoserine aminotransferase. NCBI's taxonomy places the organism in Eukaryota, Fungi, Basidiomycota, Agaricomycetes, Agaricales, Psathyrellaceae. Bases 1 to 1221 code for a protein of 406 amino acids. The transcript is spliced from 2 exons. Gene Ontology annotation, cellular component: cytoplasm. Gene Ontology annotation, biological process: L-serine biosynthetic process. Gene Ontology annotation, molecular function: O-phospho-L-serine:2-oxoglutarate transaminase activity; pyridoxal phosphate binding. The record is from RefSeq and is a predicted model, not a curated record.
AUGGCUGCCUCUCGAGUCAUCAACUUUGGCGCUGGCCCUUCCUGUCUCCCCGAAGAUGUUCUGCACGAGGCAACUCAGGGCCUCUUCAACUUUGCAGACUCUGGUAUGGGCAUCGCUGAGAUCUCCCAUCGUUCCAAGGAAUUUGGCGCCUUCCUGAACGAAGUCGAGUCCCUCAUCCGCACCCAACUCAAUGUGCCCCCCACCCAUUCAAUCCUGUUCACCCAAGGUGGGGGCACAGGCCAGUUCGCAGCCGUCGUCCUCAACAUGCUCGCUCGCCACCGCCUCCUCCACCCCGACCUCAAAGAACGCACCAUCGACUACGUCCUUACUGGUUCUUGGAGCAAAGCGGCCGUCAAGGAAGCUACCCGCCUCACUGCCGGCUCUGAUGUCAAGAUCAACAUCGCAGCCGAUGCCAAACUCCACUCUGCAGACCAAGCGUCCUACGCUGGCGUCCCACCGCACGAUUCGUACAAGUUCUCGGAGAACCCGGCGCUGAUCUACUAUUGCGAGAACGAGACUGUGGAUGGAGUGCAGUUCUCGCAUGAGGAAGGAUCGCCGUCGAGCUUCCCUUUCCAUCUGUUGCCAAAGGACCAAUUACUGCCGUUGGUUGCAGAUUAUAGCUCGUCGUUCAUGUCUCGCCCUAUCCCGCGAUUGACAGACCACGCCAUCAUCUACGCCGGUGCGCAGAAGAACAUCGGCCCGGCUGGGUUGACCAUCAUCAUCGUUCGUCAAGACUGUAUCGUCGAUGUGGACGCUGCCGUUGGGCUGGGUGCUACGCCUGUCCCUGCUAUCCUCUCCUACAAGUAUGUAGCGGAAGGCAAGAGCAUGCCCAACACCCCACCUGUCUUCUCGAUCUAUGUUGCCGGCUUGGUGUUGAGGAGGAUGCAGAAGUUGGGAGGGUUGGCUUACUUUGAGGAGACGAAUAAGAGGAAGAAGGAGAAGGUGUACCAAGCGCUGGAGGAGGGUGAGAAGAGGGGCGUGUUUAAGCCCAGGGUCGGGAAGGAGAGCGGGAGCUGGAUGAAUAUUGUGUUCAAUGUUCCCGGGGAAGGUGCCGAGGCCAAGUUCUUGAAGGGCGCGGAAGAGCAGGGUAUGAAGGGACUCAAGGGCCAUCGCUCGGUUGGAGGCAUUCGCGUAUCACUCUACAACGCCCUCGAAGAAAGCCAAAUCGACAAACUCGUCGCCUACAUGCGCGAGUUCAUCGAAAGUUCAACAACUCUCUAA